AUGUGUGAGGAAAAUGAAAACAAGGAUUCUGAAUAUAUCGAAACAACCGCCAUAGAAAGUGGAUACAAUUCGGAACGUUUUAAGCAUUUGUGGUUUUUGUGCGAGAAUUGUGAGACCCUUAUAUAUAAGAAAUCUUUACUAGAACAAAAAGGUGUUUGUGCAGAAUGUGGAGCAACUCUGCAAAUGACUAGUUCAGAGCGAAUUGAACUAUUAAUUGAUAAUGGCACUUGGCGUUCUAUAAACACGAAGUUAUCUAGUAUAGAUGUUUUAGAGAAAAAACAUACGACGUUUGACAUCAAAAUGGAAGAAUUUAUAGAAACAGACGAACAGUCUUAUCAAGAUUAUAACACUUCCUAUCAAAAAGAAACAGGUUUACCCGACGCUAUUCAAAUAGGCAUAGGUGAAAUAAAUGGUAUUUUUGUUGCACUCGGAGUUAUGGAUUUUCAAUUCAUGGGAGGCAGUAUGGGCUCGGUAGUGGGUGAAAAAAUAACCCGUUUAAUACAGUUUGCUACUAAGAAUUUUCUUCCAUUAAUUCUCGUAUGUGCUUCUGGCAGAGCGCGCAUGCAAGAAGGAAGUUUUAGCUUAAUGCAAAUGAAUAAAAUAGCUGCUAUGUUGCAUACAUAUCAAAAGGAGAAAAAUUUACUAUAUAUUUCAAUUCUUACAUCUCUGACAACUGGUGGAGUCGCUGCUAGUUUUGGUAAGUUGGCUAAUGUCACGAUUGUUGAGCCUAAUGCAUGCAUUGCAUUUGUAGGUAAAAGAGUUAUUGAACAGACAUUAAACCAGAUAGUAGAUGAUGAAGAUCAAAUAUCUGAUUCUUUAUUUGAUUUUGGAAUGUUUGAUAGCAUGGUUCCACGAGCUCUUUUAAAAAAUGUUCUAAGCAAGACAAUUGAAAUAUACAUGUAUGGUGAUUGAAAGGUCAGAAUAAUUCAUUCUAUUUUAAGAUUCCCAAAAACAAUUCUUGAUCCCUUAAGAAUUGUUUUUUUGGGGAUCAAAAUAACACAGAAAGUUUUUCAAUUAUGUAGAG
Molecule: messenger RNA, 1024 nt
Organism: Cryptomeria japonica (Japanese cedar)
Lineage: Eukaryota; Viridiplantae; Streptophyta; Pinopsida; Cupressales; Cupressaceae
Product: acetyl-coenzyme A carboxylase carboxyl transferase subunit beta, chloroplastic-like
Exons: 2
Coding region: 1-912 (303 amino acids)
Biological process (GO): fatty acid biosynthetic process
Cellular component (GO): acetyl-CoA carboxylase complex
Molecular function (GO): acetyl-CoA carboxylase activity
Source: RefSeq, a predicted model, not a curated record